CAAGUGCGCGCGAAACGCGAAACGCAUGCGCAGAUUUAAAAAAAAAAACAGAUAAAAAAGUAACCGUAAAACGUUCUAAAACAUAAAACCUUAUUUAGGUGAUUAAACUGCGUUCAGUAAUCGGCUGCCGCUCAGUAAUAUGAUACUGUGAAUCAGUUUUUUUAUCUCGAGAGCCUUUUGAUAAGAGGCUUAGAGUGUAUAGGAAUUUAAUUCAGUACGUAAAAAUCCUGUGCAGACUAUUUCGUGUGUUGUUUUUUUUUUAAAUUUCGUUCAAUAAUUCGUUUAAAAUCCAAUAAUUUAUUGGUGGUUGUAUAUUUUUUUAUAAUCGUGUUGAAUAAAUUGGUGCUAUUUAUUAAUCGUAAAGUUAAACUCCAAAUUGGUAUUUGGAGUUUAACAAGGAGAUCGAAGAGGUUAUGCAGCAGAAGGCGCCGGGGGUGCCUAGUAACAUCAAAUUACAAAACCCGAAGAGCGCAUCCGUCGUCCGCAGAGGCGUCGCGGCGAAUUUCUUCAAGACAACCUUCAGCUCGCGUAGUAAGGCGGUCCCGGCCGCCGCGUCUUGCUCCGAACAAGAAACCACCAAAAUAGGCAGCGCGGAGACCAAACCUGUCACUAGAAACCGACCUAGAACAGUACCCCAAGUGGACCAAAAAAUCAGAAGACGGAAUAGCGACCGCAUUCUAAAUCUUCGAACAGAGAAAUAUCUAGAACCCACCAGGCCUCUCAGAACUAAACCGACCACUCCCGAUCCUGGAUCAAAACCAGAUGAGAAAGUGAGAAAUGAGGGUAGUGCGGUUUUGAAAAUCGUUAAAAAGUCCACCGCACCUAUCAGAGCGGCGCCGAAAGCUCCAGAUUCUAUUCUUCCGCCAUCUUUGAAGCCGGCAGUUUCAGAGAAAGUGAAACUUAAGCGGGAGAAAUAUGUGAACAAUAAUAGUGUUUGGACGAAUGCGAACAUUUUGAAGGUCGAGAAGAAACCGUUGAUUAAUAUUCGAGGACCAAGUCAGGGGAAGCAGGAGUCCACGCUGAAAGGAGCUCCAUCAGUCUCCAGCCUCGAUUCCAAGCACCACAAAGUCGCGCCCGCAAGAGAAAAGACGCUUAAAAUAUUUGGCUCCAAAGAAAAACUCCACAAGGCACACAAGAAGAAGGAUUUGGGGAAUAAUAAUGCUGUGUUAGAAGAUCCUGAACUGACAGAAGGUUUGGAGGGAUACGAAGAUGGACAGGUUAGGAGCCAUGAUUACGGUAGCGCGGAGGAGCUGGGAGCGGGGUCCGUAGACGAGAGGAGUUCGCAGGAGUGCAUCAGCCUACCAGUGAUGCUAAAUGCCGAACACAUGCCGGGCUUCCAAGAGGUCGAGCUUAGGCCUAGAGUACCUUCUGAGGCGUCGCUAACAUCUGGAGUGAGAGAGCUGGAGUCAUUGAGAAGAGAGCUGGAGGCAAGCAUGAUGGAGCGAGCGCAGCUGGGCGCCCGAGUGGAUGAGCUACUCGAGCGUGCUAACGAGGCAGACAGGCUGCGAUCUGAACUCGAACGAUUAAAGUUAAUAGAAGUGGAGCGCGAAGCGACGCUGGAGCGGCUGGCGGACGAGAACGGAACAUUGCGCGCGCGGCUCCGCGGCGUGGCGCACUCUCCGCUCUCCGACAGCGAGAAGCGGCAGCUGCUGCUGGCGCCCGCGCCGCGCCGCAUGCACUCCUCCGCGCCCGCCUCCAUCGCGCUCGCGCACAAUGGUGAAGGCGACAGUGGCGAGGCAAGCACGCCAGAAUGGGACAAGCACUCUUCCUCCUCGCUCAGCGAAGUUUCCGUCGCCUGCUUACAGGACCGGAUACUCCAAAUGGAAGAACAUCAUUACAGUACGAGCGAAGAACUACAAGCAACUCUCGCCGAACUGGCGGAUUUGCAAUCGCAGUUGGCCGACGCUCACGCUGAUAACGAAAGGUUGGCCGACGAGAAGCAGGUCCUAUUGGAGUCGUUGUGUCGACAGACUGAGAAACUUGAAGAUAGCCGAACGAAGGUGGACACGCUGCAAGAGAUGUUGAUGCGGGAGGGAGUUGAGCCAGAAACUGUGGUCUCCGGGGACACGGAUCAACAACUGUUUGCUGUUCUCAAAGUAUCUCAGGAAGAGAGAAGGUUGUUACUGAGCAAGCAGGAGCAGCUGGAAGCGGAUCUGACGCUGACCAAGACGGCGUUAGAAGACAAAACCAAAGAAAAUGAAACGUUGACUGAAAAAAUUAGGAGCCUAGAAAGUGCUGUGGAGAGAUUAGAAUCGGAGCGCACGCACUGGGAGCAAGAGGCGGGGUCGGCGCGCGAGGCAGCCGCCGCGAGGCAACACCAGAUCACCACGCUUGGAGAUCUGCUUGAGGCAGCGAAGGCUCAGUUGGCGGGUGCGGCGGAGGGCGCAGCGCAGGCCGAGGCGGCGGCCACGGCGGCGGCGCGGCGCGAGGCGGACGCGGCGGCUGCGCGUGCGCACACGCUCGCCGAGCGCCUCGCGCACGCGCAGCGACAGCUCGACCGAGCGCACUCCGACGCCCGGAAACUACACGACGACGCGCUUGUGUCGCGAAACAAUGCCAAAUCCACGAUCUCAGAGCUGGAAUUCCAGUUGGAGCAGUUGCGGCAGGAGAAGGCCGCGCUGCAGGCCGAGCUGCAGACGCUGCAGGAGACCACGUCAGAACUGCAGAUACAAGUACAAGUUGCCACAGACGAGAAAUUAGCUCUAAUGAGCAGAGCGGGGGAAGCUUUAGCCCGGACUGCGGAGUUGGAGCGGCAGAUACAAGACGCGAGGACCAGACUGGCGCAGGUCACGAGGGACAGGGAGAGAGAUGAAACGGAAUGGAAACAGUUCCAGAGUGAUUUGCUUAUGACCGUCCGGGUCGCUAACGACUUUAAGACGGAAGCGCAGAGGGAACUCGAGAGGCUGGUCUCAGAGAACAAGGCUUCCAGAGAUCGCAUCCGACUGCUCGAAGACCAAAUACAUUCCAUGAAAGGUGUUAACAUGCAGGAAUCUCUGGAUAGUACAAAUAACAAUUCCGACGACGGCAAACAACUGUCGAAAGAUUCCGACUCUCUAAGCGAUAGCUCUUCCAAAGAAGUGUUUAAAAAUAUUAGAACACGUUACUUGUCAAGAGUACAUAGUCAUAACGAACUUAAAAAGGAUACCAGCCUGGUUGACCAGGCAUUCUUUAAACUGAACAACGCAGUACCUCAAAACGACUAUGUAGGAGGUGAACCAGAAAAUUUCGAACUUGAAAUUGAAAAUGUUACAACAGACGAGACAGAUGACGAUGAAAUUGAUAAGUCAGGGUCAGAUGAUUUUUCUAACAAAAUUUCGGCAGAAAGCGCCCUGUAUUUAGGGCCCAAAGAACUAAAAAGGCAAGAUGCACUUGAUUUUUCCGAGUCAAACGAUACUUUGAGUGAUUCAAGUAAUACACACGAUAACGUUAAGCAUAUUUCAAAGUCCGAAUCAAAUAAAUCGGAAAACCAUAGAGAAAGAACUAUUUUUAGUAGAAAUUUAUCAGGCUUGUUUAAUGGUAAACCAAAGUCUUACAGUACAGAUAAUCUUAACGUAAACGAAGAAUUUGAAAAUGCAUUAAAAGAGGCUACUAGUAUAGAAUUUUUAGGUGAUAAUAAUUACAAUAUUAGUAAUGCGUCUCUAUUUAGUGAAGGAUCAGAUUGCGUUUUCCACCCGCCUAUGGAAACAAAUAAUAAUGUUAUACAAGAAAUUAAUAAAGAAAAUCAAAAUAAAACUAACCCCGAAGAAACUAAGGGAAGUCCGUGUAGUAUACCUGUUGUAAAAGCGGAAUCUAUUUUACCUUAUCCUUAUCCAGAGGAUAUAAGGAAAAAUGCAACAGAUAAUUUAGGAAUUAUAAAAACUUACAAAUGUAAUGUUCAACUAAAUGACUGUAUCGAAAACGAUCUUAAAAAGGUUAAUGAAGAACUAAAAGUCAAUUUCAAAGCCGCAUUAGAUAGAAUUGUUGGAACUAAAAAAGAAAAUCAGAUGACACAAUCGCAUAAAAUCGAAGAUGUUUUGCCAGAUUUUAGUGAAGUAACCAUUGUUGAAAUUGAUAUUAAUUCGGAUGUAAUAGAUAACAUUCCCGUAAAGCGUCUAUCUACUUUUAAAGGCAAUGAUAACCCUUUUGUUGAAAAUGACACAGUAUCUACUUCAAAAGUGAUUGAAAUUGAAGAAUUUGGUGAAUCUAACUCUACAUCAAAUUAUGAACAUAUCUCUAAUAACAGCAAUAGUAGCGGAAACUUAAUAAUGAUUGAAAAUAUUGAAGGAAAUGAUCAGACAGAUCCGUUUCAAAUUGAAAUCAGUAAUAAAUCUAUUGAUGUUCUGAAAGAUGAAUCAGAAACAAAACUAACAGAGAAUUCGGAAACUUUACAAAUUACUAGUUCAGUAACCAAAUAUAAUGAAAAAAUUGAAGAAUUAGACAGUGUAAAUCAAUUCACAAAAACGAUUGAUGAUCCAAAAACAGCUUUUAACCCAACGAUUGAUGAGAGUGUUAGUUAUCAUUUGAAAAUAAAUACUGUUAGUGAUUUAUCGCCCUGCAGCUUUUCUAACAAGAUAGCUAAUAACAACAGCAACAUGUCAAACAUCGAGACCGAUAAGGUUCGCAAUAAAGUUAAUACUAUACUAACUCCCAUUAAUUUAAUAAAUGCUAAUGUUGAUCGUGCAGCAUCUCCUGUGAUAAUUAGUCCUGUAUUAAUACAACCAAUAUUUUUUAAACCAAAUAAUGCGGUCUUAGAACAUGAUCGAAAAUUGGAAAACAAAAAAGGAACGGUUUAUUACAAUGAUAUUGAUCAAGUUAUUACUAAAGAAAAUUAUAAUCCAGAAAUUGAAGCAACAUAUAAAAAUGAUAAUGAAAAUAGAAAGAAAGGUAUUUAUCAGAAAAAUGCCAAAGUUAAGUCUCAUACGUUUUUCCCAUUACGAAACGUUGGAUCGAGUGAAAAUGAGUUAGAAACAAAGUCACCUUUGUCACCGCCGAGUACAACACCAGCUUUAACGCCCACAAAAACUGUAGCUAAGCUAUCAAAAACACCCGAAUGGUUGAUUGAUAACCAAUAUUAUCAGCCUAUAGAAAAUAUUCCAUUCGUAAUUAAUACAGCCCACGCGUUUGUAAAACCUAGUAUCUUUAAAAAAGAUCAUAAAACUAAUAUAGUAAAUACUAAUCCAUUUUUACCACACAAUCAAUAUAAAAAGGAACCAGAACCAGAGAAUUAUUACGAAGAAAUUGGACAACCAGUAAUUCAGAUUCGAUCCCCAAGGAAUGUGGCUGACGAUGACAAAAUAUCGAAUAAAAAUUCAGCUGGAGAUGAUUUUCCCUCUAUAAUACGAGAGGAUCUUUUGAAAGUGCCACGAAGACCCAAAAGGACGAAAAAACAUGAUUCUCGGCCACUGAAAGACAAUAACGAAGAAAAGGUGAUUUCUUCUAUCACAAAGUCUGUAAUUUCCUUGUCACGGUCACCAAGUGCAAAUGAGAUCGUCAUUAAAAGAUCUACAGGAUCUGUUGGAGAUAUAGUCCAAAGUUUGGAAAAGAGUCAGCGAAUUGAAUCAAAAACUGUACCAGAACCGCCUCCUAGGAAAUUUUCGCUGCAAGGACAACCUGCUCCUAAUUUGGAACCCAAUACGGGCUCACUUCCUCGAUUAAGAAAACCUUAUCACUGGAAGACUUUGGAGCAUAAGAGGCUUUCGCAUCCAAUAAGGUCGCUUAACGAUUCAGCGCCGUCGCGACCUCUACCAAUGCCUCCCCGAACAGAAGACACGCCGCCUCCUCCGUUGCUGUCCAGCGCCUCCUUACAAGACAUCAUGGCGACUGCCGCAUCUCAUAGACGGACCAAAGGCGUUAGCCGGCAAGACUCACGGCUAUCAGUGAAGUCUCUCAUAGAAAGCAUUGAAAACGCAGCAAAGGCGGCCAAGCAGUCGCCGGCGACCACGCCCGUCACCGAGUGGCCACAGGUGCAGAGCACAGUGGGCGUGACGACAACAGCGAACAACAUGAAGAAUGGCAUGUCGGAUCCGACGCCCACGCCCACCAACGGCAUGUCCGCACCCAACUUCGCAGCCAAGCCCCCCGCGCCCCGCAACAACAGGCCUUCUCCCAUCACCACUGAAUCGUCGGCGACGGCGGCCACUAUGACCAACAUGGCCAAUAUGGCCAACAUGAGCAGCAUGGCCAACAUGCCCGACGAGCAGCGCGCGCUCGCUACGCUGCAGCAGAAGGCCAUCGAGUCGUUCGUACGGCGGAAUAGUUACGGAGAUAUAUGUGAAAGAAAAGAUCCUCUGAAUGCUCUCCAAGUAAAAAAUGGUGGAUCAAAACGGAAUGCGCUUCUCAAAUGGUGUCAACAGAAAACGUUAGGAUACAACAACAUCGACAUUACAAAUUUUAGUUCUUCCUGGAACGAUGGCAUGGCUCUAUGCGCUUUACUGCACUCAUACCUGGGCGAGGCGCGCAUCCCAUACGUGUCUUUGUCGCCGCACGACAAGCGCACCAACUUCUCCGUCGCCUUCGCCGCUGCCGAGUCCGUGGGCAUACCGACCACUUUGAACAUUCAAGACAUGAUCCAGCAAGAGAGACCAGACUGGCAGCAAGUGAUGGCGUACGUGACCAGCAUUUAUAAACAUUUUGAAACUUAGUUUAUUUACCCAAGGCUAGCACGCCACCAUUAUGGAAAAAUUGUAUAACAUCAAAUCGGUAAAUCGCUUUUUGGCUGUAAAUUAAGCCAUGGUUGUUCUUUGAUUUGCCAUUUCAUGGAUCGAGUCCAAUUCAGUUUUUUAAUGGAAUGGCAAAUAUCUAGAAUAAUAAAGAUCUUAAAGGUUGUAAUUUGUAGGUAAUGUAACAUUCCCGUAAGGAUAGUAAAGUUUGUUGACCAACCGCAAUGGUGAAGGAAUAGGUUAUAUUACAUUUUGAACAAUAUUUUCACAUUUUUUUUUUUGCUUUUGUUAAUUUAUUUUCAUAAACAAUGUUAUUGGUAACUUUUUUUCCGCUUUCAAUUUAAAUCUGAACGGAUAUGGAUAAAACUUUUAUUUCUUAUUAAAACUUGACGUUCUAGUAGGAUGUCUAUAGCAUAAGAAAAAACGGUUUUUGCGGUUGGUUUGUGUGAUAGUGGUCCGCCAUUUGUGAAAUUGAAUUGCCUUGUAAACGGCCUUUGUUGUGUGAGGAAUUGAUAUACGUCAUUCCUUAUGAAGACUGAUUUUUUAGGUUAGUGGAUGAGGGUCUAAUUAUUACUUUUAUGCCGUUUUAAUAUUAUAGCAGUACAUUCGCGUUCAUAUUGAUGCUGAAACUAACAAAAAUAAGUACAUACAAUUCAUAAUUUGUUGCAAAAGUUGUAAAAAUAUUGAAAUGUUUGCCAAAAAACAUAUUCAUACAAAAUGUGUUCAAUAUUACUUCAAAUAUGACAUCAAGAACCUAAUGUAUAUACUGAUUAGAAAUAAAAACAAUGCAUGCUUAUAAAAUUUUACAGAAUGUACUCAGUACUUCUGUCAUAUUAACGCGGCAUCAGAUAAAUAUACCUACUUAUUGCAGGGGUAUUCAACUUUUUCUUAAAUCAAUUUAAACUAUUGGAGAUAAAUAAGCUUCAGUGUACUUAUAUGUUUCAUAUUAUAAUACGCGAUAAAAAUAUUUCAUGAAAUUGUUGUGUACCCCUGAAAUUUGAUGAAUGAGUGUAAGUAACGUAAGAUAAAUAACAGAAAUGCCUUAGAGUAUUCUAAAUAAUCACCCUUCUCGGUCACUUAUGCGAGAAUAUGUUUUGUAUUCACGGAAAUAGAAUCAAAAUUGAAUAGCCUGCCUGCCAUUCGUUUGUUAAAAUACACAAUAUUAAUCGAAAACCGUACUUCCUUAAGAGUUAAUGGACUAUAUUAAGAGCGGUUCUAUAUAAUCCGAUCCAAUAUUUAGGUUGUUCGAUAGUAAUAUGGAAUAUAUGUAUAAAUAAUUCAUAAAUUUCACGUGCACCCAGAUAUCAUAUCGAAUAAUAUGGAAACGCCCUGACACCUUUUCUAUCUUAAAACGUAAUAUUAUUAAAUAAGAUUUACGUAAAUAAAAUAAUUGUUAAAUGCCUUCGAUGUCUGUAUCCUGUUUAACGCCUUAUUACAGUAUCUAGGUAGUUUUUUAAAUUUGACAAUUAUAAUAUCUAAGUAAUUAAAGUAAAGGUGGGUGAAGUCUGCCAAUCCCCAUUGAGCCAGCGUGGUAGACUAGGGCCUUAACCCUUCUCACUCUGAGAAGAGACCCGUGCUCAGUAGUGGACCGGCAACGGGUCGAUCAUGGGUCGAUGAAUUAAAGUCCCGUCUCCAGUUUCCACCGCGUUUCAGUUCCUUAAACAACCCUCGCCCCCUUUGAAAUGUCGACCACACAUGUCCCGGUUCCACACGGCCGCGGUCAGUCCGAUGCGAGUUUAUUUUGUUUGGAACCGAAACUGGUGUGGAACUGAGCUCUUCGUAAAAAUAAGACAUGAAAAGCUCUUACUUGAUAAAAUUUAAAGUAUCCAUUAAACAUGGAUUUUGUGAAUGUAUAAGUCAAUGGAAAUAAAAUUAAAAUACAUGUACUUUAUUGUAUAAUGCGUAAAAAAUGACUCCUCACGCGCCUUUUUGACUUUAUGUGUCAAAUAUCCUGUCAAAAGUACGAUUUCAGUCCUUAUCUUAAUGUGCUUUUGACAUUACAGUUGACACAUACAGUUAAAAUUUAAAUCAUUUAAAUUUAAAUAAAACUAUAGUUUUGUUUAAGAAACGCCUUAUAUAGUAAUUAAUAACCGAUCUCUCUCAGGUAACACAGAAAAACAAAAUUCAGGUUUACUCUAAAUAAUUAAUAGUCCCUGAGAAGGAAUAAACAAUUGCUUGAAAACUGAUGAAUACUAUAAAAUAUAUAUUCGUAAAAAUGAAUGUGUCCCUGAUUCUACUGCGAAGUUUUAAAUUGCUUGGCAAUUUUUACUCACACAAACACAAAGUUCAUGAUUCGAUAUUUCAAUAUUACUUAUACAUUUGUUUUAGCUAGUAAAUUGAAAUGUAACGAUCGAGUUUUGAAAGUUAUUUUGGUGUUGUAAUUCUAAAAAUAUUAUAUUACUUUCAUUUGUUAACUUAAUUAGGAUUGAAUUGGUUACCUGUCUUAUAAGGUUGUCUUAAGAAGCUUUGAAAAAUAUAAAGCGUACCUAAGUUUAAUGUAAUAUUGCAUUAAUAAUGAUGCUAAUUCGAUUGUGCUCAAAACUUAAACUAAUCGAAACUGAUGGAUCUGAAAGUAAUAUGCUACUCUUUUCACAAUAUUAUCGUUGAAAUAAACAGCACAGUUUAUAUCCUAAUAACUCUGUUAGAUUAGCUGUUUAUUGUAUAAUUGAAUAAGCAUUGUGUCUUAAGCACACAUCGAAAUUUCUAGAUAGUACGUUACUACUACACUUAUUUCACGUCAAAUUAUUUCCUACAAGAAUACAUAAACGAAAUAUAAUAAAAUAUGAGUAACUAAAAUGUGGAUUAGAUUUUGUUUUAUAAGAAAUCGUACCUCUUUACUUUAAUGGAAAAUGCAUACGUGUCGAAAACGUAGCCGGCAGGAUUACCGGCAUGUGUGUAUCCACCUUAAUGAAAUAUGAUUGACAUGGAAUAUUAUUAUUAUGAUAUAAAUGCAAUUUAUUACUGAAUGAUAUUAUUUUAUUUUGUACCAUUUAAAGGUAAAACAUUUUUCAUUUACUUCUUGCUAGCAAAUUAACAUCAAUGUAAGUAAUAAGUAUGUACCAACUGUACGUAUUUAGUUUAGGCACGAGUAGCUGACCAAUGUUUUACUUGUAAAUGAAAUUAUUUUAUGAAAUACCAUAUUAUAAGAUUUAUUUUGAGGAAAUAUAAUUGCGGGGAUACGAGAAAUAAAUAAUUACUUACCUACUAUAUUUAUAUUAAUUUUAAUUGACUAAUACAAAAAAAAGUUUGUCAGUUAAAGUUAUAUUAAAUUUUGACAGUUUGCGUGCUGGGAAUCUUGACCAAACUAACUGUUAAAAUGUAAAAAGCAUUACGCAGUCAAAUAUUGGGCGUUUUAAAAAUCGGCCUGUAGAAAAGGAACGGGGUCCACCCAUCGCGAUGUAAUGUGUCCUCAGCCUUAUACCAAUCCUUGUUUCGCAAAAUGACUAUUCGUUGAAGCUAUAAUAUAGAUUAAUUAUCUAUUUUCAGAUAUUUGUAUUUCUGUAAAUAUAGCUAAAAUAAAGUUCCUGGUUUAUUUAAAAAAACGUCUUUUAUUCAACAAUAACAAUCUCUUAGACACUAGUAAUCACGUUUUGUUCGUAUAAAAUUUAAAUACACAAACUCAUUUUAUUUACAAUAGCCUUAUUUAUUCUUCUAAGGUCCAGUUGCAUGAAAGGCGGGUAAAGUAAAGUGACUGUUACCGAUAAACUUUGACCGCUAAAACGAGUUAUACAAUUCAGGGUUUGUUAAUUUUACCU
Molecule: messenger RNA, 10393 nt
Organism: Maniola jurtina (meadow brown)
Lineage: Eukaryota; Metazoa; Arthropoda; Insecta; Lepidoptera; Nymphalidae
Product: cytospin-A-like
Exons: 24
Coding region: 414-6620 (2068 amino acids)
Biological process (GO): actin cytoskeleton organization
Cellular component (GO): filamentous actin; microtubule organizing center
Molecular function (GO): protein binding
Source: RefSeq, a predicted model, not a curated record